AUGGGAUUUGAUGGCACCUCCAUCACUGAUCAAGUCAAGACCUUGAUUGAGAAGUACCAUGUAGGCUCAAUACUUCUCAAGGCUCAGAACCUCAAAUCCGCCGAGCAAACCACUCAGCUUGUGCUUGAUCUUCAGACUCUCGCCCAUGAUGCCGGUCAUCCUGUUCCGCUCCUCAUUGCUCUGGAUCAGGAAAAUGGCGGAGUCAACAGCUUGUACGAUGAAGGCUAUAUCCGACAAUUCCCCAGCGCCAUGGGCAUCGCCGCCACGGGAUCGAAGAGAUUAGCCAGGGAUAUAGCGAGAGCUACGGCUCAAGAACUGAAUUCUUGCGGCAUCAACUGGAUAUUGGGUCCCGUGCUUGAUGUUCUUACCAAUGCCAGAAACCAACCUCUGGGAGUACGAUCGAUAGGUGAUGACCCCCACGAAGUAUCUGCGUAUGGGGUCGAAUGUAUAAAAGGCUACCAGGAAGGUGGUGUUGCGACCUGCGGUAAACACUUUCCAUCUUACGGCAACCUCGAAUUUUUCGGUGUGCCGGAUGAUGUCCCUACCAUCACGGAUUCGCUCGAGAACUUGAGCCAAAGCGCCUUGGUUCCAUUUCGUACGGCAAUUGCCCAAGGAAUUGAUUCUAUGAUGGUUGGAGGAGUCGCAAUGGCGUCAUCUCAGGUCAACGUAAUGCAUGCCUGUCUUUCGGAGCAGCUCGUCGAAGACCUUUUGCGACACAAGAUGCGCUUCGAAGGGGUCGUGGUUUCGGAGUGUCUGGAAAUGGAAGCUCUUAGCCGCAACAUCGGUAUCAGUGGCGGAACAGUCAUGGCUUUCAAAGCCGGCUGUGAUCUGAUUCUGACGUGUAGGACCUUGUCGGUUCAAGAAGACGCCAUCAACGGUCUCAAAGCUGGGUUGGAUAAUGGAAUGAUUGAACGCUUCCGCGUGCAAGAAUCACUGCGAAGGAUCCUCAAGAUGAAGGCAAAGUACACAUCUUGGGAAAAGGCAUUUGCCCCCGCUGGGAUUGAAAACCUUGCCCGACUACAACCUCUUCAUUCAAGGCUCUCCACUACUGCAUACAACAAAUCGAUCACUGUGGUUCGCGACCAGAAUCGCUACUUACCGCUGUCGAGAGUUCUCAGACACGAAGAUGAGCUGCUCCUACUGACACCCCUUGUCAAACCCUUACCCGCCUCUGCCUUGUAUCAUCAGAUGCAGAGCGAAACAUCAUCAGUGCCAAACUUUGGGCGGAGUCCUAGUGUCGACACCAACACCUCGAUCAUGAGUGGCGAACAGGUCUUUCGAGAGCUGGGAAGGUCUUUGGCGAGGUAUCGGAACGGUAAGAUCUCUCAUACUUCGUACACCGCGAACGGAGUCAGACCACUGCAUGAGACGUUGUUGGACCGAGCACAAGGUGUGGUUGUCGUGACAGCUGAUGCGGGCCGUAACAAGUAUCAAAAUGCAUUCGCCAAACAUAUUUCAAUGUUAUGCAAAUUGGCUGUUGGACGAGAUGGCUCGCCCAAAGAAAAGCCUUGUGUUGUGGUUGCCGUCAGCUCUCCAUUCGAUUUCUCGUCGGACACAACGGUCGGAACAUACGUAUGCACCUACGAUUUCACCGAGACGGCUUUGAGGGCUCUAGUUCAAGUACUCUACGGUGAACUCGGCCCUGCAGGAGUGCUUCCAGGGUCAUACAGUCAAAAGCCCCAGACCAGUCAAUCUCGCCAGCAGUGGCUGGUGGAAAGUUUCAGCGAGGAGCGCGACUCCACAGCCCUGGAUGUUUUACUUGUUGAAGCCCAAAACGAGCCAUCAUUACAUGCAAAUGCACUGAAAAAUGCAACAACCAGCACUUUUCUGCUCCACGAUCCAGAUGUGGAAGAGGCACAUUUCGUGGUUAGAAACAGCAGCACAAAAGAGCUGUUCGGUUUCUGCACCACCUAUUACCUUCCAAAGACAGGCGUGGGUCAUGUUGGGGCGAUCAUCGUCGACCCUGCCCGUCGACGACUGUCGAUAGGCCGUUCGCUGCACGAUCGCGCCGUUCGGGCGUUGCUCCAGAAGAAAGGAAUAACAAAAUUUAACCUUGGUGUGAGAUUCCCAAACGUGUACUUGGGUGUUCCAAGGCUAGAUCCUGUCGAAUACAAAAGACUUCGCCAAUGGUUUGCUGCACUGGGCUGGAAUACAUCGAUGUCCACUCCGGUGGCCACCAUGUCGUUAACUGACCUCGCAACCUGGUCGCCUCCCGAUGGACUUGGGCAAGCGUUGACCAAUCCAGAGGUCAAAUACGAUCUCGUGCACGGCGGAGAAUACACCGACGCCAUGAUGGAACAUCUUACCAGGUGUGCACGAAGCGACGUGCAGAGCAUCUAUCAGUUGGCACUACACAACAAAGAAGGUGCUGGUAUCAUUCGGGCCAAACGAGCGUCAGACCAAGCGAUUUUGGGAAGCAUCUUGAUUUAUCGAUCAGGGUCGAGAAUCGCCCGAUUCAUACCAUCUCUUUACAAACAAGCCGGCAUGGCUUGCAUAUCUUCACCCGUCAUUUCAACCAUAUUUAGCGACCGAAUCUCCAUUUUCCAGGGACUUGUAUUAUUAGGACUCCGUCAGUUCAAGAAACAAGGGCUACAGACCGUCCUGCUCGAUUAUGUCCGUGAAGAUGUCACGGUCGAUAGCUUGACGUCUUUAGGUUUCACUAUCGGAAACAGCUUCGAAGAAAUCUCGAGCGAUCCAGUACAUUGGACCAUGAUGUCGGCGACUUGA
This is a messenger RNA of Capronia epimyces CBS 606.96, 2727 nucleotides long. Its product is annotated as murein transglycosylase. Lineage: Eukaryota; Fungi; Ascomycota; Eurotiomycetes; Chaetothyriales; Herpotrichiellaceae. The coding region runs from base 1 to 2727 and encodes 908 amino acids. The transcript is spliced from 3 exons. Gene Ontology annotation, molecular function: acyltransferase activity, transferring groups other than amino-acyl groups; hydrolase activity, hydrolyzing O-glycosyl compounds. Gene Ontology annotation, biological process: carbohydrate metabolic process; peptidoglycan turnover. The record is from RefSeq and is a predicted model, not a curated record.